GAGAAUUGAGAGUCAAUAAUCACUCAAUACAAUACAAAACCCCAAAUUCAGAAUUUACGAUUAUUUUCACUUCAUUUGAUUCCUUUUCUUUAUCUUAGGUCUCACACACUAGAUCCAUUUUUGAAGGAACUUCCACUUUUUCUCAGAGCUCUCUGUAAUAUGUUGUUAGAGUGAAUAGAGGGGAAAAUGGGAAAAUAUUUUUGAAGGAACUUCCCUUUUUCAAAGGUGAUGUAAUAAUUAUAAUAAUAAUAAGCCUUGCAGGAACUGUAAUGGCUCACAGCAGCUCUGAUGAGGAUACUGAUAUUAGUGAAUCUGAAAUUAGUGAGUAUGAAGAUAAAUCCUAUGAAGAACUGAAAAGUGGAAGCCAGGAUGUGAAAACAUCGGAUGAGACUUUCACUUGUCCCUACUGCCCUAAAAAGAGAAAACGGGAUUAUUUAUACAAGGAGCUCCUUCAACAUGCUUCUGGGGUGGGUCAGAGUAGUUCCCAAAAGAGAAAAGCAAGAGACAAGGCUAAUCAUUUGGCUUUACUGAAAUAUUUGGAAAAGGAUCUCAUGAAUGUAGAUGUUCCAUCAAAUGAUUCAAAACCUGAAGAUGAAAGUGAUCCUUCUGUUAAUUCUAAUGAUCAGUUUGUGUGGCCUUGGAUUGGAGUUGUAGUUAAUAUUCCAACUAGACGGACAGAAGAUGGACGCUGUGUUGGUGAGAGCGGUUCCAGGCUGAGGGAUGAGUACAGAAGCAGGGGUUUCAAUCCAUUUCGAGUCAAUCCUUUGUGGAAUUUCCGUGGCCACUCUGGAACUGCUCUUGUGGAAUUCAAUAAAAACUGGCCAGGCUUACAUAAUGCAUUGGCAUUUGAAAGAGCAUAUGAAUUAGAUCAUCAUGGAAAAAAGGAUUGGUUUACUAAUUCUGGGCUGAAGUCUGGCCUUUAUGCAUGGGUUGCCCGGGCAGAUGACUACAAGAUCAAUAGUAUCUAUGGAGAACAUCUGCGAAGGAUGGGCGAUGUCAAAACCAUAUCUGAGCUUAUGGAAGAAGAAGCUCGAAGGCAAGAUAAGCUUGUCUCGAAUUUAACUAACAUUAUUCAGGUAAAAAAUAAGCACUUAAAAGAGAUAGAAGUGAGAUGCCACGAGACUACAGACAAAAUGAACCUUGUUAUGAAGGAUAAAGAUCAACUCAUUCAAGCUUAUAAUGAAGAGAUACAGAAAAUACAGUUAAGUGCCAGGGAUCACUUCCAAAGGAUUUUUACUGACCAUGAAAAGCUCAAAUUGCAACUGGAAUCUCACAAAAAUGAGCUUGAGUUGCGGAAAGUUGAAUUGGAAAAACGCGAAGCACAUAACGAAAGUGAAAGGAAAAAGUUGGCAGAGGAAAUUGAGGAGAAUGCAUCGAAAAAUAGCUCUCUUCAGAUGGCUGCUUUAGAGCAAAUGAAAGCUGAUGAAAAUGUUAUGAAACUGGCUGAAGAUCAAAAGAGGCAAAAAGAACAACUCCAUGCUAAAAUCAUUCAGCUUCAAAAACAACUUGAUGUGAAACAAGAGCUGGAGUUGGAGAUUCAGCAAUUAAAAGGUUCAUUAAGUGUGUUGAAGCACAUGGAAGAUGACGAAGAUGCUGAAAUUCUGAACAAGGUAGAUACACUACAAAAGGAUUUAAGAGACAAGGAGCAGUCACUUCAAGACUUAGAUGCAUUGAACCAAACACUAAUCAUUAAAGAGCGCGAGAGUAAUGAUGAGCUGCAGGAAGCUCGACAGGCAUUGGUUGAUGCCAUUAAAGAGUUACAAUCUCAUGGAAAUAUUCGUUUGAAGAGAAUGGGGGAACUUGAUACUAGACCAUUCCUUGAAGCAAUGAAGCAAAGAUAUAAUGAGGAGGAUGCUGAAGAGAGAGCUUCAGAGCUGUGUUCAUUGUGGGAAGAAUAUCUAAAGGACCCAGAUUGGCAUCCAUUCAAAGUUAUCAUGGUUGAAGGAAAAGAAAAGGAAAUUAUUAGAGAUGACGAUGAAAAGCUGAAUGGGUUGAAAAAUGACUUGGGUGAAGGGGCAUAUAAAGCAGUGGUGGAAGCUUUGUUGGAAAUAAAUGAACAUAAUCCUAGUGGGCGAUACUUAACCUCGGUGUUAUGGAACUAUAAACAAGGAAGAAGAGCAACUCUGAAAGAAGGAGUACAAUUUAUAUCGAAUCAAUGGAAAGUCCUUAAACGCAAGAAGGGAAUGACAUGAAGGUUUGUUUAUAAGUAUAUUAGGUUGAUGUUGGUUUUGGCGAGAGAAUUAUGCAUUGCAGCCUGGUAGCAUGCAUCCGUAUUGGGAGAGCAGCAAACCUAGCGGUUGUGUUUUAGGUUAAGUGAUUUAUGAUAAUGUCAAGCUAUUUAAUUUCACUUGGCACUUUGUAAUCUUGUGUGGCAGAAGACAUUGAAGUUAAACUUGUAUAUGACUAUAUCAUUUGGCUUUUAAUUUUAACAUGCUUCUUUGAGUAA
Molecule: messenger RNA, 2446 nt
Organism: Glycine soja
Lineage: Eukaryota; Viridiplantae; Streptophyta; Magnoliopsida; Fabales; Fabaceae
Product: protein INVOLVED IN DE NOVO 2-like
Exons: 9
Coding region: 270-2192 (640 amino acids)
Biological process (GO): gene silencing by siRNA-directed DNA methylation
Source: RefSeq, a predicted model, not a curated record